UAUUUUUUUUUUUUUUUGGUGAGCAGUCAAAAUUUUAUUUGCAAAAUGUGUGAACAACUACUCGACAGAGAAUUUUCAGAUAAUAUGUAUAAGCUGGACCGUAUAAUCUUAAAGUUAGAUUAUCGUGAGAAAAUGAUAGCCACAGAGUGGAAAGCAAAAUUAAAAUCUUCCGAUCAUGAUAUUAUCGAGAAGAAAUUAAGAAACUUGUUUUUGGGAUAUAUGAUUGGAUGUUGUGAUUGUUGCGUAUUCAAAGUACCACCCUUUAACUGUAAUGUCUCUCCACAAAUAUCUUUGAAGGAAUAUGCAUAUUUAUUACCUGUUUUGAGUGUAACUCUGGAACAAGUACCGGAAAGUCCAGAAGACACAUAUAAGAGAAAUAUCAGAGAAAUGUUUUCAUUAUCAGAAGAUUUUUCACAAUUUUUACUUAGGCAGCCAGUACCUAGACAUGGAGAAAUUUUUGUUCAUUAUGUAUAUCCGAGCGAUGCAAACAUUGAUUUAAUUGAAUUUUGAGUGAAAAAUAAAUUGACUGUUCAACCAA
Teleopsis dalmanni is the source of this 538-nucleotide messenger RNA. RefSeq lists its product as uncharacterized. NCBI's taxonomy places the organism in Eukaryota, Metazoa, Arthropoda, Insecta, Diptera, Diopsidae. Bases 46 to 510 code for a protein of 154 amino acids. The record is from RefSeq and is a predicted model, not a curated record. The transcript is spliced from 2 exons.